AUGAACAACGGCACCCCACUCACAACAAGCAGUUAUCUAAGAAUCAUACAGAUCAACCUCAGAAAAUCCUUUGACGCCCACGACAAAUUCAUCAACACAGCCUCACCGGACGACUGGGACGUUAUUGCAAUCCAAGAACCAGCACUCAACUCCCUCGGCAACACUCGGGCUAACAGGAAAUGGCAGUCGUUUUACCCAUCCACCAAGGCUCACGAAGGCCACGGCAGAAUACGUGCUGUAAUGCUAGUCAGCACACGCGUCGGUGCGUGCAUGCAGAUAGAUGUUGAUUCAAGCGACAUUGUAGGAAUAAGAGUGGGUACUGCAUCGGGCCUCUGCACCAUCUACAACAUCUACAACGAAGGCACCAGCAACGAUACAUUGGACCAGCUCACCCAACACCUCGAAACGCGCAAUAUGUCAACAUGGGCCAACCAGCUCGAAGUAUGGCUUGGGGACUUCAACAGGCACCACCACACCUGGGAGGGGGACAACAACCGUCACCUACGCAGUUCGACCGAUGCCAUCACUCCGCUACUCAACCUGAUCAUUGAACACGGCAUGCAGCAACUCCUACCAGCCGGAAUACCCACACGAGAGGAGAACGGGAGUCAAACUAGGCCAGACAACGUGUGGGCAUCAGACGAUAUCAUCCACCGACUCGUAGAGUGCAAUACAUGGCCAGACCUUCGUCCAACAACAACGGACCACAUCCCAAUCGCCUCCAUCAUCAACCUCUCAGUUGCGAAAGUGGCCAUCACGCCAAGGCCAAACUACAGAAGGACAAACUGGGAGAAAUUCCGGGAAGGCAUGGAAGACGCAGUCAAGAACGACCCAAGACUGGCAAUCGAACCAACGCGCCCUGAGGAGCUGGAGCAGCUUGUCGAGCUACUCACAGGUUACAUGCAGACAAAGCUCAAGGACAUGACCCUGCUCAGCAAGGACCCAACAUUCCGCAAGCCGUGGUGGAACAAGCAAUGUCAGGAUCUUCACAAAUGCAAAUGCCAAGCAUACACAGAGUCGCGGUACUGGCAAGCAUCCCCAGCCCACCCAAGUCAUCAGCUUUACAAGGCACUGUGCCAAGAGAUGAAGGAGAUGGUACGAAAGAGCAAGGAGGCAUUCUGGUGGAAGUGGAUCGACAAGGCAUCCAACGCCGACCUAUGGAACAUUAACCGCUUCAUCAAGCGAGGCGCCAACGACGGAAGUAGCAAGAGAAUCCCCCCACUCAAAAAGCCGAACGGCACACUAACGCAAAGUAACGAGGAGAAAGCAGAGCUACUAUGCGACGCAUUCUUUCCACCUCCACCUGCACUCGCACUCCCCAGACCAAGGCCGGCACCUCAAACUGCACUUCCUCAGUGGACACCAUACUCGAUAAAGAGGGUGAGCAAGGCAGUUGGACGUCUCAAGCGCGACAAGGCACCAGGCCUGGAUGGUAUCCCAAAUGCAGCAAUUCAGGAAGCACUCCCAGCUAUCAGUCCCAUCCUCAAGAAUGUAUUCAAUGCGGCCAUUCGACUCCGGCACAUUCCAAAGCAGUGGAAGGAAUCAACUACAGUGGUCCUAUGA
Messenger RNA from Serendipita indica DSM 11827, 1563 nucleotides. Lineage: Eukaryota; Fungi; Basidiomycota; Agaricomycetes; Sebacinales; Serendipitaceae. The record is from the annotation of a GenBank genome assembly.